GUGUACACAGUAGGACCAGACUACCAGCAUGCAGAGGCUCGCAAGUCUCCAGCUUUAGAUGGGAAGGUGGAGCGGAACUUGGAUGGGAAGGAGAUUCGGUAUCCAGUGCUUUUGACAAGCAGGGAGAAGAUGAUAGCUAGAACUAUUUGCAAAGUGUUCAAGCAAAAUGUGUGUGGCUUUGAUCUGCUGAGAGCCAAUGGCAGGUAUUACGUGUGUGACAUCAACGGGUUCAGUUUCGUCAAGACGUCCAGCAAGUACUACGACGAUUGUGCCAAAAUAUUGGGGACACUGGUAAUGAGGGCUUGCUGCCCCCAGCUCCAUAUACCCUACCCCAUGUGUACAGCCCCAGAGGACAUUCCUGUUGUCCAGACCACUUCCGGCUCCAUGAUGGAGUUGAGGUGUGUGGUUGCCGUUAUCCGGCACGGUGACCGAACUCCUAAGCAAAAGAUGAAGAUGGAAGUGAAAAACAAAAAGUUCUUGGAUCUGUUUGAGAAGUACGGAGGCUACAAGACCGGCCACUUGAAGCUGAAGAAGCCCAAACAAUUGCAGGAAGUGUUGGACAUCGUCAGGCAACUGCUCAGUAAGGCUGACAGCAAAGAUGACCCGGGCAUUGCUGAGAAGAAGGCUAAACUGAACCAGCUGAAACUGGUCUUGGAAAUGUAUGGACAUUUUUCGGGCAUUAAUCGCAAAGUUCAGCUCAAGUACCAGCCUAAAGGUCGACCGAAAAGAUCGUCUAGCGAAGAAGAUGAAGCUCCCAGAGAGCCAUCCUUGCUUCUGAUCUUGAAAUGGGGCGGGGAGCUGACGCCCGCUGGUCGAGCCCAGGCUGAGAACCUCGGCAAGGCAUUUCGAACUUUAUACCCUGGAGGUCAAGGACAGUUUGAAGCACCAGGGCUUGGUUUCCUGCGUCUGCACAGCACUUUCAGACAUGACCUCAAGAUCUAUGCAUCGGACGAAGGAAGAGUUCAGAUGACUGCGGCAGCUUUUACAAAGGGGAUGCUGGCUCUAGAAGGGGAGCUAACCCCGAUUGUUGUCCAGAUGGUCAAGAGUGCCAACACCAACGGGCUGCUAGACGCAGAGUCCAACACUUCCAAGUGCCAGAUUGUUGUGAAAGAAAGAUUAAAGGACAUCUUCAAUCAAGACCAAGAUUUCACACAGGAAGAUUUCCAGAAGCUGGCAGCCACCAACAGCCUGUCCCUGAUCAAUGCCAUGCAGUUUGUCAAGAACCCCUUCCAAAUGUGCAUGCAGGUCCAUGAGAUGAUCAAAGAGUUCACGGCUCGGAUCAGGUGUCUCAAAGUGGAGCUUAAAUCAAGAGACCCCACCUUGUUCAACGGAGAGUCUUGGGAACUUCUUAUACGAAGAUGGGCGAAGCUAGAAAAAGAUUUCAGAUUAAAGAAUGGCCGUUUUGACAUCAGCAAAAUCCCAGACAUUUACGACUGCAUCAAAUACGACCUUCACUACAACCAGAAAACACUGCAGUUUAAGAGGGCACAGGAACUGUUUAUGUGUUCUAAAGCACUGGCAGACAUUAUUAUACCUCAGGAAUAUGGCAUCACGAAAGAAGAAAGAUUGCACAUCGGGCAGAGCUAUUGCAUGCCACUGUUGCGUAAGAUACGUAGUGAUCUUCUGCAGUGUAUGAAUGCUUCCAUGGAUGAGAACACUACAAGGCUUGAUUCCAAGUAUUCCAAUGGUGUCUCCAGCCCAGAGAGAUUUGUGAGAACCCGUCUGUACUUUACCAGUGAAAGUCACAUACAUUCCUUGCUGUCUAUUCUACGCUACGGAGGACUGCUGGAUGAGGAGAAAGAUGAGCAAUGGAAGCAGUCUGUAGACUUUAUAGGAGCUUGUGCUGAGCUGAACUACAUGUCCCAGAUUGUGUUGAUGAUGUUUGAGGAUCCUGCACAGAGUGAAGAUUCCGACGAAAGAUUCCACAUUGAGCUUCACUUUAGUCCUGGGGCGUACACUUCCUGUGAUGAGAUGGCAGCUGAACCGAAGGGUAUGGGAUUCAGGCCAAAGCCAAACAGAGAAACAGUCAGU
Messenger RNA from Candidula unifasciata, 2031 nucleotides. The record is from the annotation of a GenBank genome assembly. NCBI's taxonomy places the organism in Eukaryota, Metazoa, Mollusca, Gastropoda, Stylommatophora, Geomitridae.